This is a messenger RNA of Westerdykella ornata, 1841 nucleotides long. RefSeq names its product cyclin-domain-containing protein. Gene Ontology annotation, cellular component: cyclin-dependent protein kinase holoenzyme complex; nucleus. The transcript has 2 exons. The coding region runs from base 324 to 1757 and encodes 477 amino acids. Gene Ontology annotation, molecular function: cyclin-dependent protein serine/threonine kinase regulator activity; protein kinase binding. NCBI's taxonomy places the organism in Eukaryota, Fungi, Ascomycota, Dothideomycetes, Pleosporales, Sporormiaceae. The record is from RefSeq and is a predicted model, not a curated record. Gene Ontology annotation, biological process: regulation of cyclin-dependent protein serine/threonine kinase activity.
UCGCAGCUUCAGGGUCCCGCAACUUCCAACAACCUCAUCCUCUCCCCACCCACCAGCCAUCCUCUCGCGCCUCUCCGACGCCUCCUCUUCCGUCUGGAGCAGCACUAUCCUCGCUCAUUUCACCCAUUUCUCACGGCCUGCAGCGCCCGUCCGCAGCCAGGCUGUUCCUGCACCGUUACGUCGCUGCGUGGCCCCUCUUGCCUCCUACCCCUCGACCUGAACAGCGCCCUACUGCUUCCACCCCGAUUCUCACUUGACUGACACGUCGGGUAUCGCCUCUUGCGCACCGAGAGAGCUUGCUGACUGCGUCUGCGCUGUACGGAAUGGGAUCGAUCGUGGUCAGCGACGUUGGUGGGCACCACUUUCACAACACCAUGUUUGGCGGCGCCGGCGCCCAUCAAACCACGCAGGAGUCGCCCGCCGUACACCACGUCCCAGUCCGGCCGUCUUCCCAACUCGAAGGGCGCCACGCGUUGCGAGGAGUACAGCCCGCCGACACCCAUAUGGCCGAUGCCGCACCAGCAUCAGUUGCACAGCACCGCUCAUCGGCGCAACAUGGCGACGACUCUAGCUCACACCAACGUUCACAAAUGCCUUCGGCGAAGUCCCGUCCGACCACGUCGCAGCACUCAACUCCAGCGCCUACCUCCUAUCAUACCCCCAAUGUCACCUCUCAUUCUCAUCAUCUAUCAUCUUCGUCCACGCCCUCGGCUCACCCAUCUCCUCUACCAUCUUCCAGAAUCACCCUAGGUCCUGCCGCACCUUCGCCGCGGCGGAUCAAAGUCAAGAGCUUGUCGCAUAUACAGAGCUUGGCGGCCGAUGAAUCAACACGCUCCCUAUCUCGCCGGCAAAGGCGAGAUCCUGCCGACGUUGGGCCGCAAUACGAGAUCAGUGAAAUGCCCGUGACCGACAUUAUUGAAAUGGUUGCUGGACUGCUGACAAAGAUCACGACCACUAACGACAAGCAACAUGAGCAUCUACACCGGCACAUUCCACCGCCCGAGGGCAGCUCAGGUUUGAGCGAACAAACCACCAGCGUUUUAGCCUUCCAUGGCAAGAACGUGCCCAGCAUCACCAUCCUGAACUAUCUCAGUCGUAUCCACAAGUACUGCCCUACGACCUAUGAAGUCUUUCUCAGUCUGCUCGUCUACUUUGACAGAAUGACAGAAAGGGUCAAUGCAGGCCCCAUGCAAAGCUUGCGUCAAGCCAAUCGACGGUCACUCGAAAGACACGCCACUGCGAACGAACCGAGUUCCGGACGUACAUCGCCUGCCGAAGCAACUGCGCCGCAAGAGUCCUCCGCUAGUAUUCAGACUGCUACUCCGCCUCCGUCCGGCUCUCUAGGCCAUUCACAGGGGGCCGGGCCUCAGGAGAAUCAGCCUCAGCCACCUUCUCCGCCUCAGCACAUGGACCCGCCCCUUGAACCGGAUCCGUACAGCCUUUCUCAGUUCUUCGUCGUCGACAGCUACAACAUACAUCGCCUCGUCAUUGCAGGAGUCACGUGUGCCAGCAAGUUCUUUUCUGACGUGUUUUAUACCAAUUCGAGAUACGCAAAGGUUGGGGGACUUCCGCUCGUUGAACUCAAUCAUCUCGAACUCCAAUUUCUGCUCCUGAACGACUUCCGCCUCGCGGUGCCCUUGGAAGAGAUGGAAGCGUAUGGAACGAUGCUGGUUGAGUUCUAUGCGAGAGAAAUCGCAAAGCAAAACGAGCGGCCGGCAGGCGACCGUGGGCAUGCACACAGCAGCGUGGCUGCUUGAAUCAAACGACACGAUGCGCAUUCCCCUGAUGGAUGCGCGAUAUAGGGUGUAGACAUGUAUUGCAUGAGGAUAUGGUGGUUCGAG